CACACACACACUGACCAGCACAAGAAAACGUACAUAUAUACAUCAAGAUAAACAAAAUUCGAUCGAUCACGAGUUCUUCGAGCUGAUCAGCAAGAUCAUCAUCAUCAGCUAGAGCUAGCUAAAGUAGCUUAAUUAGCAUCGAUCGAUGACGGAGGGGAAGAAGACGAAGACGAAGCCGCACAGGAGGGCGUGCUGCCUGCUGCUCGCCGCCGUCGCCGUCCUCGGCGCGCUGGUGCUGGCGCUCUACCUCGUCUACCGCCCCCGUCCGCCGCGCGUGGUGGCCACGCCGGUGGACGUGACGAUCGAGCUCUUCAGCCUCGUGCCGCCGAAGCUGAAGGCCGCCGUCGGCGUGCACGUGGUGGUGACCAACCCGAGCAACUCGGCGUACCGGUACGGCGAGUCGCUGGCGUCGGUGACGUACCACGGCGAGCGCGUGGGCGCGUCGGUGGUGCCCCGCGGCGAGGUGGAGGCGAGGUCGACGCGGCUGAUCGAGCCGGCGACGGCGGUGGACGUGGUGCGCGUCGCCGAGAGCCCGCACUUCGCGCACGACGCGGCCGCCGGCGUGCUGCCGUUCGUGGCGGUGACCACCGUGGAGGGGAAGGCGCUGGUGCUCCGGUCGUUCGAGGUGAGCGUGUCCGUGGAGGUGGUGUGCUUCGUGCAGAUGUACGUGUUCCACGGCGAGAGCACCUCGCGCUGCGUCUCCACCGUCCGCACGGCCACGGAAACCGUCUCGUCGGAGCCAUCCGGCGCCCGUGGCGCACGUAACUCUGUUCCUAGCUAUGACUAGCUAAACUACACACGUACUACGUAGUAUUACACUACACUACACAUGUCACAAACUUUAUUAUUUAUUGGAGUACUUUUUACAGUGUUUCAUUUUGUAAUUUUUGAGUGUAUAUAUAUACAUAUAUGCAUUCCUUCAGUUCUCAUUUACUUUCUUCGUCCUAAAAUAUAAUACGAGAAUGAUACAGUCUGUUCAGAUUCAUACUAUCUACUUUCUCC
Molecule: messenger RNA, 1002 nt
Organism: Oryza sativa Japonica Group (Japanese rice)
Lineage: Eukaryota; Viridiplantae; Streptophyta; Magnoliopsida; Poales; Poaceae
Source: RefSeq, a predicted model, not a curated record